Eurytemora carolleeae is the source of this 4432-nucleotide messenger RNA. RefSeq lists its product as uncharacterized. Gene Ontology annotation, cellular component: Z disc; nucleus; cytoplasm. Gene Ontology annotation, molecular function: structural constituent of muscle; actinin binding. The coding region runs from base 79 to 4263 and encodes 1394 amino acids. Gene Ontology annotation, biological process: sarcomere organization; muscle tissue development. The transcript has 14 exons. NCBI's taxonomy places the organism in Eukaryota, Metazoa, Arthropoda, Copepoda, Calanoida, Temoridae. The record is from RefSeq and is a predicted model, not a curated record.
UUAUACUUUUUUUCUGUUAGGUGUCCUUGUUGCGGUGGGAAAGUGUUUGAGGCUGAAAGAAGGGAGUCAGGAGGUAGAAUGUAUCAUGAUAAUUGUUUCUACUGUACAUUAUGCAGAAGAAAACUCGAGACUGGUUCAUCACAUGACCUGGGAGAAAUACUGGUGUGCAUGAACUGUUAUAAAAGGAAUACAGUUCAAGCUCAAGAUCUAGUUCAUUCAAACAAUACUUCAAUUAUUAAACCAGGGCCUGGAGUGAAGGGAUGUCCACGCUGUGGUGGUGUUGUGUACACUGCUGAACAGGUUCUGAGUAAAGGAACACCUUUUCACGCCAGAUGUCUCAGUUGUGCUGUCUGUCAUACUGGACUAGACAGGUCGUCUUACUUGCCAGGAAUGGGAACAGAUACUGAAGUAUAUUGCAAAGUUUGCUAUGGAAGAAAAUUUGGAGGUUUAGGAUACAGGGGAGCUCUAACCGGAACUUGGGUUGAUUCAGAAACUGCUCAUAUCCUCAGACCUUCAACACCAUCAGAGCUUCAAUCAAUAAAACCAAAGCCUGGAGACACUAGCUGUGUAAGGUGUGAGGGGAAAGUAUUCGACUGUGAAUUGCUUCGAACAAAGACAGGAUCUUUUCAUAAGGAUUGUUUCAACUGUAAAGAAUGUAAAACAGCACUUCAUGUGGAUCUUGCUCGAGCAAUCAUUGGACCGGAUCGGGAAGUUUACUGCAAAAAGUGUCAUGGUGAAAAGUUUGGUGUGAGUAUUCCACCUUCCUAUGCAGAUCUAAAAGCUAUUGUGGCGAAGGAUGGAGAUGGAUGUCCCAGGUGUGGGGGCAAAGUGUUUUCGGCAGAGCAAAUUGUGGAAAAGGGAAGAAACUUUCACCAAAGUUGUUUUACAUGCAAACACUGUAAAAAAUAUCUAAAUGACAAACUUCAAGUGUUUGUGCAUGAGGAGGAGGUGUAUUGUAAGACCUGUUAUCCCAAAGUAAGUUAUAAACCUCUAAAUCUGAUGACGAGUACAUCCUUGAUUAAAGGCUCUCAAUCUGAAUCUUGUCCAAGAUGUGAAGGGAAAGUAUUUGAAGCGGAGAAAAUACAAACUCGAAAAUAUAUCUUCCAUAAAUCCUGCUUUUGUUGUAAACAAUGUAAGCACAUAUUAGAUUAUAGUAAUAUGUACGAAAGUAAAGAAGGGGAGGUUUUCUGCAAACCUUGUUACCUAAAUCUUUUCUUUACAAAUGGAAAGAAUAAGUAUCUAGAAAAGAAUCCUCUACCCGCAACCGAAGGAGCGACGGCUUGCUUAAAAUGUGGUUUCAAGGUGUUUGACGUAGAAAAGGUGUUAACUAAGCACGGAGACUUUCACAUUUCAUGUUUGUCAUGCAAUAACUGUUUGAAAACUCUGACCACAGCAAACUAUUUUCUGGGUUCUGACAAAAGUAUGUUUUGCAAAAAUUGCUAUGAUGCAUUGCAUGGACGUAGAUCACGCUCCAGGUCAAGAGGCCCUGUCAAUGUUUCAGCAUUUCAAGCAGAUCUUGCAGAUCCAAAUCAAUGUGAAGGAUGUCAUGGUAAAAUAUUUGAAGCUGAGAAGUUUUCCACAUGUUUUGGCCUCUUUCAUGCCUCUUGCUACAGGUGUACCAAAUGUUCAAUAAGCCUUCACACCAGCCAAAACUCUGCUUGCUCAAGAAAUGGAAUGGUUCUGUGCAGACAAUGUUAUGGAAGAGAAAGAUCUAAAUCUCUCAUUGCUGGUCAUGAUGAGGAUGGAAGCUUGAUAUUUGCUAAAUCAAUUGUAGAAUCUCAAACCAUACCGGCAGAUGAUGGAGAUCCUUUUAAAUGUCCAAGAUGUUCUGGUAAAGUUUUUGAAGCUGAAAAGAUGAAAAUGAAAAGUGGAUGUUAUCACAAGAAAUGUUUUUCAUGCAUAGAAUGCUGUCGCCCUUUGAAUUAUAGUUUGGCCACUGAUGGGCCUAAUCUGCAGUUGUAUUGCACAACAUGCUAUUCUAAGAAUUUUGGUCCUCAAACAUUUAAAACAGAUGUAGAAGCUCUAUACAAAACUCAAAGUUGUCAACCAUCUGAUGGCUCUGGAUGUCCAAAUUGUGGAGGAGCUGUUUUUGAAGCUGAAAAAAAUAUGCUAAAUGGGAAAGCAUAUCACCUAAAAUGCACAAAAUGUGCUUUAUGUUCUACACGACUUACACCUGGAAGUGUUUGCAAUGGUGCAGAUGGGUUUAUAUAUUGCACCGGAUGUUAUUCCAGGCUUUUUGGAAGUUCUACAUACAGGGGCGCUAUGACCCAAAAUUGGGUUGAUGGAAAUCAAAAAGUGAAGAAAGUUUUUAAGACAAAUGGCUUAAUGGAUCCCAAUGUUUGCAAUAGGUGUCAAGAAAAAGUCUUUGAGCGUGAAAGAAUAAGCAGUUCAACAGGUGUUUGGCACAAAUUCUGUUUUUAUUGCAAUGGAUGCAGAACAACAUUAUCACCAGCUUCAGCGGCAGCAUUCAAAUCACCAGACAAACAGAUCUAUUGUAACUCAUGCUACUUCCAAGCCUUUGGAGAAGGAACCAUUCCUGAGAGUUACACAGACAAUUCUAAAAUCAAACAAAGCUGUGACGGGGAUUCCUGUACUAGAUGCAUGGAAACAGUCUAUGAAGCUGAACGAAUAAGAAUUUCUGAAAAUGUGAUCUUCCACAAAUACUGUUUUACAUGUGCAGGCUGUCGAACAAAUUUAGAUACUUUAAAGGUUUUUCUUGGUCAAAAUGAUGAUGCAUAUUGUAAGUCAUGUUACACAAUGAUGUUGGCUACUUGCAAACCAAACAGAGAUAAGUCAACUGAUAUACUUAAAGCGGACCCAAAUGAACAAAAUGGUUGUCCCCGGUGUGAAGGCAAGGUGUUUGAGGCUGAAAAACUACAAACAAAAUAUCACAUGUACCACAAAGCAUGUUUUUCUUGCAGUUUAUGUUCACAUAAGUUAGAUGCAUCAACAUUUAUAGAAGGUCAACAUGGGGAAAUCUUUUGUAAAACAUGUUAUCAGAGAGAUGUAAACUCUAACACCAGACAUGCUUAUUUGGAAAAAAAAGACGUGAAAGCAAAUGAUUCUGAAAAAAACUGUUGCUUAAAAUGUCAAAACAAAGUAUUUGUUGUUGAUCAAAUAAUUAUCGGAAAUGGUGUUUACCAUAACUACUGUCUUCAAUGUUUUAACUGUCAAGCCUCACUUAGCAGAAGUUCAUUGUUUACUGGGCCCCAAUCUAAGAUUUUCUGUAAAAACUGCUAUAACAAUCAAUAUGGUGUCAGAGGUCGAGCUGGUUCAGUAAGUCGUAAAGAAUUCAACGAAACUGAAUUUGAAGCAAAUUUAGACCCCAACAGAUGCAAAAGAUGCAGUGGCAAGGUAUUUGCAGCAGAAAAAAUGUUAACUAGUAAUGGGCUAUUUCAUAAAGAGUGCUUCACUUGCUACUUAUGUUCUUGUAAUCUAAGCCCAAAUACUUGCAAUGCUGGACCAAAUGGGGAAAUCUUUUGCCAAAAUUGCUACAAGGAAGAAUAUGGAAUAUAUUCCCGUAGACCAAGGUCUAGAUCACGAUCAUGUCCAGGAUCUAGGAACCAAGUUCAAUCUCCAGAGAACUCUCUUUUCAAUUUGGAUAGUGAUGAAGGACACCAGAUAAUAACUAAGUCAAUGGUGUAUACAUCCUCAAUAAAAGCAGGAGAUGAUGAUAAAGACAAAUGUCCUAAAUGUGGCGGAAAGGUUUUUGAAGCUGAACGAGUUUCAUCAGGAAAAUAUGCGUAUCAUCGUCUGUGCUUUACAUGCUCUGAAUGUUUUCGAGGUUUGGACUCCUUCUCUUCUUGUACAGGACUCAACCAACAGUUAGUAUGUAGCAGUUGUUAUAAUAAACUCUACGAUCCAAUUAUGAGAAAUUACAAUCAAGAAAACUCUAUGAAACUCAUGCAAUCAAUGUAUGUUGAAUCAAAAGAUCAAAAGUCAGGUUGUUUCAGGUGUCAUGGCACUGUUUAUCCCACAGAAGGUGUGAGUACUAAUGGAUACACAUACCACAAGCUCUGUCUAAAAUGUUGUUCCUGUGAUCGGCAACUGGGGAUCACAAAUCUGCUCCAAGGCGCAGAGAAUAGAAUUUACUGCCAAGGGUGUUAUGGUAAACUUUUUGGAGUUGUCGGACUUAGAGCAAACAUCUCAGUAAAUGUUCCACUUCCCAGUAAAAUUGAGAUAAAGCAUCAUGAAGAGACUGUAGAGAAUUCGGCAUCUUAUAAGGUAAAGAUGACUGAAUACCACUACACUUCAUUUUUCUAGCUUUGUGGAUAUCUCGAUCUCGAUGCAGAUUUACAGAUUUUGACAUUCUUAGAAAUUUUUUUCGCAACUCAAAAUGUAUUUUAUUCUUUAUUGUAAUGUAUUCAUAAUUAAUAUUUAGAUAUUUGUAUUUGGAUUUGUAUUGUAGAACAAAAUAAAGCGUGGAAACUUG